This is a messenger RNA of Cyprinodon tularosa, 946 nucleotides long. RefSeq names its product peroxiredoxin 3 (gene prdx3). The coding region runs from base 117 to 863 and encodes 248 amino acids. Lineage: Eukaryota; Metazoa; Chordata; Actinopteri; Cyprinodontiformes; Cyprinodontidae. The record is from RefSeq and is a predicted model, not a curated record. Gene Ontology annotation, biological process: hydrogen peroxide catabolic process; response to oxidative stress; cellular response to stress. The transcript has 7 exons. Gene Ontology annotation, molecular function: thioredoxin peroxidase activity. Gene Ontology annotation, cellular component: cytosol; mitochondrion.
ACAAAGUAAUUAAAGAUAUUUUUCUGUUUUAUUUUAGCUUCUGAAUGAUAUAUUUUUGUCCAGCAGGUGGUUAAAUGACUGGCUCAAACCGCCCUCCUGUUGUGACAUAAUCCAACAUGGCGGCCACCGUUGGCAGACUUCUCCGCACCUCUGUACGGGCUGCAGCUGGAGGGCUGAAAGUUGCAGCUGCUUGUCAACAUGGAGCUGGUGGCACUGCAAGGGUUCUUUCUGCUGCUGCCCUUCAGAGAUCCAGUUUCUGCACCAGCACCUCCAGAUGGGCCCCUGCCGUCACUCAGCCGGCUCCUGACUUUAAGGCCACAGCUGUCCACAACGGGGAGUUCAAGGACCUGAGUCUGGCUGACUUCAAGGGCAAAUACCUCGUUCUUUUCUUCUACCCGCUGGACUUUACGUUUGUUUGCCCGACGGAGAUCAUUUCGUUCAGCGACAAGGCCAGCGAGUUUCACGACAUCAACUGCGAGGUGGUGGGAGUGUCUGUGGAUUCUCACUUCACCCACCUGGCCUGGAUCAACACGCCACGAAAGGCUGGAGGUUUAGGACAUAUCCACAUCCCUCUACUGUCAGACCUCAACAAGCAGAUCUCCAGGGACUACGGGGUGCUUCUGGAGGGCCCGGGCAUCGCACUGAGGGGCUUGUUCAUCAUUGACCCAAACGGCGUGGUGAAACACAUGAGUGUGAACGACCUGCCGGUCGGACGCUGCGUUGAAGAGACCCUGCGUUUGGUGAGGGCGUUCCAGUUCGUCGAGACGCACGGGGAGGUUUGUCCGGCCAGCUGGACCCCGGAGUCUCCAACGAUCAAACCAACCCCUGAAGGAUCAAAGGAGUACUUCGAGAAGGUCAACUGAGUUCACAACAGCCUGAAAGUAGAGACGAUUAAAGCCUCUGAUCUUAGUUUGCAGUUCACUAAUAAAUCCUUUGGACCAUUUUG